Messenger RNA from Pecten maximus, 4868 nucleotides. Its product is annotated as toll-like receptor 13. Gene Ontology annotation, molecular function: transmembrane signaling receptor activity; protein binding. Gene Ontology annotation, biological process: immune response; toll-like receptor signaling pathway. The coding region runs from base 12 to 1997 and encodes 661 amino acids. NCBI's taxonomy places the organism in Eukaryota, Metazoa, Mollusca, Bivalvia, Pectinida, Pectinidae. The record is from RefSeq and is a predicted model, not a curated record. The transcript has a single exon. Gene Ontology annotation, cellular component: membrane.
CAGGAAGUGACAUGAAGUAUAUUCCAGUUUUACCCGCAUAUGCACAAACUGUUAUAUUUACAAAAACUAACUUUCCAAAUAUAACGGCGAAGUUUUUGUCUAAUCUUACUUUAAUCCGUGUCAUAGGAUUACAUUUUGUCGACACAUUGACCCACAUCGUCGACCCAGAUGCAUUUGUCAAAUUAACUAACUUGUCUACUUUGGAGAUCAGUGGAUCUUAUGAAUUAAAGCCAGACAUGAUUUCUCCAAUCUUGCUGUUAACACCUAGAAUAGAGACUGUUCAGCUGAAAUCCAAUCACUGGGAGACCAUUCCAGGUGACAUGUUUUUAGGAUUACAUAACUCAUCGAUCCAAUCAAUAACACUUAGUAAUAAUGUAAUAGAAAGUAUCAGUGGGACAUAUUUUUCGGAUUUGCGUUUUCUGAAAAGAUUGGAUUUAUCAAACAAUAAACUAUCAGACUUGAAUUUAACAGGAUUAGAAUCUACAUCAAUUUCUUACAUUAACCUGGGGAAUAACCAAUUCCUUGAAAUACCAUCAUUCUGUGGACCAACUGGACAUCCCACGGGUAAAUACAAAACUCUAGACUUCCGGCGGAAUUAUCUUCGGGAUCUAGAUAAAUAUUCAUUUCAAUGUUUGCAAUUUUUACGAACUCUUCUACUUGACAAGACCUCUGUAACAGUUAUCCGAAGCAAUGCAUUUGCAAAGUUACCAAAACUGGAAAAACUCUCACUGACUCAUAUUGGUGAUCAUUUAAGUCUCAUCGAGGGGUUUGCAUUCAACUCUUCGAGUCUCAAAAAGCUAUACUUCAUGCAUAAUCGAUAUAAAUUUGAAAAGGAGCCAGGACUAUAUAGCAAAAUAUUUUCUGAUCUACCAAAUCUCCUGAUGCUUGAGCUAACAGGAAACGUCUUACCAUCAGAUUCCAAAUCUCUAGGAGAACUGUUUACACAUUUGAAUAAAUUACAGAAGCUUAUAUUAGAGGAUACAGCCCUUAAGGCACUACCUCGUAACGUCUUCCAACAGAUGCCUCACUUAAGAUCUCUGGUACUUAUUGGGAAUUACAUAAAUGGCUGGAACGACGAACCGGAAGUGUUUGGAAAUUUAACGUCACUACGAAGUUUAUACCUUGACGGAAAUAACAUAAAACUUAUCAACAAAACGUCUUUUCCCAAAAAGUUUCUGAACUCUUUAGAGAAAUUUUGUAUGACAAAUAACCCAUUUUCAUGCACGUGUGACCUAAAAUGGUUCCUUGACUGGAUAAAAUCUACCAAGCAUACAACAAUCGUCAACUAUCCUCGGAGGUACACAUGUAGGUUUCCUCCAGAAAUGAACAAUGUGUUGUUGAAGGAUUACAACCCUACUUCGGAGAUGUGUUCCAAUUUGGAUUACCCACUCGUCAGAAACAUCUGUAUUGGUAUUUUUGUUCCAUCAGCUAUCAUCCUCAUUGCUUUAUCGAUAGCAUAUAAGUUCCGGUUCCGAUUGAACUACUGGCUGCACAUCCUUGGAAUACGGAGAGUCGGUUACAAAAGGAUUCGCGACGAUGCUGAUUAUCAAUACGACGCUUUCGUUAUCUAUUCAAAUGACGACCGGGAUUUUAUUUUCAAUCAUAUGGUGCCAGAACUAGAAGAAAAAUCUAGAUGUAAACUGUGCAUACAUGAACGAGACUUUGACGUAGGUCAUUUUAUUGUAGACAAUAUCACGACAAACUUUGAACACAGCAAAAACAUCAUUCUUGUUUUAUCCCGUGCCUUUCUAAACAGUGAAUGGUGUAAGUUUGAACUUGCAUUAACACAGUCCAGAACUACGCAGGAGGGCCCAGGAGUUCUGACUGUGAUACUGCUGGAAGAACUGGACACAGUCAUACUUCCGUCCUCUGUACGGGCGAUUCUAGACACUGUCACCUACACCGAAUGGUCAGUAGAGGAAGCCAGACAGAGUAGAGUAUGGGCCAAAGUAUUAACAGCAUUGAACACCCACGUUCAAAAUCCCGUUGAUGAGUAAUCAUAUGUUUGAAAUCAUUUUGCUAUAGAAAAUACAGAUUUUAAAGCUUGUAUUUCUAACUAGCACCUUACUUCGAUCUCUGGAAUGUUCAGAAAAUUACCCAAAAAUACUUUCAUCAAGUGAGUCUUGUACAGUUCUGUACAUACGAUAACGCCUUGAAGAAAACAAAGAACACCAAGAAUUAGCUGCUAAGAACCAAUUCAUUAUACAAGAAAGAGUGGUUCCAUGCGUUACCAUUGGUUGCAGCAACCUCGGUGUCAUCACUCAGUUAACAUUUUAAGAAUGUAAAUUCACUAGAUGGCUGGUGUCGCUAGUGUCUUACCCUCCGAUCUGAUAAACUUGGUUACCAAGGGAAUCUCUGUUUUUAUCGUAAUUGCGCUCCUUUUAUCGAUUUAGAGGUACACUGACGUAGUUUGAUUUAAUGAUAAGUUCUGGGUUUUUUUAUGAUGAUGAUACAGAAAGCUAUAGAACUUUAAAGUAUUUCAUUCAAGAGGUACACAUGAGUCGCUGCUGACGAAAGAAAAUUUUAUAGAAAGCAAACACCUCAUCAUAUAACGCCACAGAUAACCGUACAGAUUUUAAACCUCAGUUAGAAAACGAGCACCCAUAUUUGCAAAUAAUAAAGGAAAACUAUAUAUGCCAGAGUAUACAUCUUAAAUAUAAAAAAGAAGCUAUUUUACCUUUUUCCAUCUAAAUGAUUUCCAUCAUUGAUGUAUAAGAUAUAGCCUUUUUGAAAAGUGAAUCUAUGUAACAGAAAGAGAACUUUGGUAUACUGAAGAUUAUGUACAUUAUCGGUGUUUAUUCAAGUAAUGUUUACAAAGUCUCGGAUCUUAGAAAGCGUGAAAGUAUGUCUUUUUUCUUGUAUGAAUAGAAAAUAUCAGGGCUUUACAUUAUUAAUCACUCUUAAAAUACAUCAUGAUAUCUAUUACAUUAUCUCAUUUGUAACUACAUCUUAAGUUAAACAAUGCAGCAUUCGGAUACUCAGAAUGUACCGCUUGCGUCUUGUUACGGCAACGAAUAAGUGAUGCUAAAGAGUAAAGAGUUUAAUAAAUGUAUUUUACCUACAGUAGAGAUAUAAACAUUUUCCUGUUAGUUAAAAAUGUUUGCGUAAUUGAUUUUAGCAACUCAUUGUGACUUUAUCAAUUUUCAAACAAGGCAUUUCUGGGAACUAAUUAAGUUAUAUCACAACUAUAGAACAUGAUAUCAAUAAAUAUCAUUGAUUUGUACUGGGUAUAAAAGUGGUAUAAUACUGGCAGAGGAGACCUGAAAUCUAAACGCUACAAAAUAGCACAUACAGUCAGUUGACAUGAUACAAUGUAUGCCAUGUAGAAAUAUGCCGGCAUCGAAUUGAUAUUGAAUAAUCUUAAAUAUACCACAAUUAUCACAAAAUACCACGGAGAUAUAUAACAAACGUUAUCUGUCUGUAAAAUCUACAAAGGAAUAUGAUAUUACCAUUCUUUUCUUAUGAUAUAUCAGUUGCAUAUUUUGCUCAUUAAUAAUACGUUUUGAAAUAUUUUAUUCUUGAAAACAUGUGUAUACAAAAACAUGUGUAUACAAAAACAUGUGUAUACAAAAACAUUGAGUGCCUUCGGUUUCUUCUCAUUACCAUCUUACCGGAAUUGUUACUUUGAUGUUAAGAGUUUCUCGUGUCAAUAUUCACUUUGGUUUGAUGCUGUUUUAUUCCAUACCCGGUGUAGGUUAAGUCCUACGUGAGCUUGAUAAAUAUAACUUAUGUGUUCAUUGUGAUAUCCAGUUGAGUCGAGAAGAAGAUUGGUCUGUUUUAAAAGGCAGGGCGAAAGCGGAACUGUGAUUUACUGUACAUUACAGUAUAUCAAAAACAUAUGAAAUAUCAUCUCCAGAUAUGUUUCAUUCCAAUUAGAAUUAUCAUUGGCAUAUAGAUUAUUUUACAGCCAGACGGUGUAUUACGGGCAUAUGGACUAUUCCUUAUAUGAUUGCAUAUACAUUGUAUGAUUGACAAAAAUAAUUCCAUUGAUAUAAUGAAAAGUAUUUGGUGAUGGGGAUAUGGAAAGAUUUUAAACGAAUUAGCUUAGAAAAUAAAGGUUAUUGCUUACUUGAAAUUGAAUAAUAUAUUGUUAACUGCGUCCUCUUUUUAUUGGGCUAAUUCUGAAUUGAUUCGUCUUCUCUAUAUUUGUCUGAUUAGCUCUCUUAUAUUAAGUUCCCCUCUUUGAUUGGGCUAAUCAAUUGGAAAAAGUCGAUAUAUACGUAAUAACCGCCUAAUAUUAUCAGUCCAUCAUUGUAAAGUCCUACUUGGUGUUCAUGUGGUAGCAUUUAGACUGAAUCCAUAUUUUUAUUAUGUUUAUGCUAACUUCAUUGUAUUUGUGUGAAAAUAGAUCAUAAAAACUUAUUGUAGAACUGCCAUGUACAGUAUAUAAGUUCAUCUAUACACAUAUACAUGAAUAAGCCACGGCUCAAAGUGCAUCAAUUCAAUACAAAACUAGAUCUGCUUUGUAGAUAGACUAUAAUGUUAAGUAUACAUGUAUGCUGAUUUGAAUUUAAUAUUAUUGAUGCCUUAGUUACAGGUAGUACUUACAGUAUUCUAACCGACACAUGUUCAUGUCAUCCUGAUGCUGUCAGUAACUUACAUAAUUGAUUAUUUAAAUUCGUUACGUGUUUAUGUUUAUCUAUAAUCCUGAUGCUGUCACGUCAUUCAUAUUAUGUAACUUACAUAAAUGAUUAUUUAAAUUCGUUACGUGUUUAUGUUUAUCUAUAAUCCUGAUGCUGUCACGUCAUUCAUAUUAUGUAACUUACAUAAAUGAUUAUUUAAAUUCGUUACGUGUUUAUGUUUAUCUAUAAUCCUGAUGCUGUCACGUCAUUCAUAUUAUGUAACUUACAUAAAUGAUUAUUUAAAUU